AUGAAAUAUAUUUAUUUUGUUAUUUUAUUAUGUUUUGUAAGAAAUGUAGAUAUAGUUAACUCUCUUGUGGCAGAUUCCUCUUGUUUUCAUAAAAAGUCAUUAUUGUUGCUAGAGAAGACCUCCAAAGAGAAAGAUCAAACUUUCUAUGAGUCGCUGUCUAAAUUGGAGAACAACCCAUUCACUCUUGUAGUUAGGUAUUGCCUAGGAGCAGACGGAAACGUAUCCAGUCGCAAAUUUGUGGAGUGUGUAUCUUCCCUAAGUUCAUGUCCAACGAAUUGGUAUUCUACAAUAAACUGGCAGUUUUGUCUUUGUAAUACAGUGUACUGCGUUCUUAAGGGCUGUUUUCAGUACUGGAUUGAAACAUUUGACUUUACAAAUACCAAGGUACUUUAUACAUUUUCACUCUUUUCAGUGCUUCGCUCAUUGUCACCAAGGCGCCUAUUCAUGCAUUUUCAAGCAGACUGGAAUGAUCCCCUAUAA
Molecule: messenger RNA, 480 nt
Organism: Theileria annulata
Lineage: Eukaryota; Apicomplexa; Aconoidasida; Piroplasmida; Theileriidae
Exons: 1
Coding region: 1-480 (159 amino acids)
Source: RefSeq, a predicted model, not a curated record